This is a messenger RNA of Lichtheimia ornata, 1254 nucleotides long. RefSeq lists its product as uncharacterized. Gene Ontology annotation, cellular component: nucleolus. The coding region runs from base 1 to 1254 and encodes 417 amino acids. Gene Ontology annotation, biological process: ribosomal large subunit assembly; rRNA processing. Lineage: Eukaryota; Fungi; Mucoromycota; Mucoromycetes; Mucorales; Lichtheimiaceae. The record is from RefSeq and is a predicted model, not a curated record. Gene Ontology annotation, molecular function: 5S rRNA binding. The transcript has 6 exons.
AUGGCCGACACAGCAGUAGCAAAGAAGCUUCAACCGAGCCGUAAAGGAAAGAAGGCAUGGAGAAAGAACAUUGACAUGGAGCCCGUUGAAGAGGGUCUUGAAUCCAACAGAGAAGAAGAAAGAGUCAGAGGCAAGGUGUCGGAUGGUGACGACCUCUUUACUAUUGAUACAACGGGUGAUGCUGCAGUACGAAGACAAGUUGCCAAAGAUCGACCUCUACGAGUUGACGAGAUUUUGAACCAACGAUCGGCUGUUCCUGGUGUUACCAAUCGUGUCAGAAAGCCUGUACAAGAAAAGACCAUCUCCAAAUAUACAAAGCAACAAAUCGACAAGAUUGCAAAGCGCAAAAGUCAACAGGACGCUUCACCAUUACCGAAAAAGAAGAGCAAGCGCUCAACUACACCUUCGUAUGACAUGUGGGGAGAUGAACCUGCUGCAGAGCCUGUUGAAGAGAACAGCUAUCUCGAUGUUGUCAAGGAACGCAAAGUCAACGCUCCUGUCACCCUCAAAAGAAAGCCAACCGCAGCAGUACAUCAACCAGCCGUUGCCGUACCACAUGCUGGUGCAUCAUAUAACCCAACAAUGGAAGAUCAUCAAGCCCUUUUGAGACAAGCACAUGAGAUGGAAGAGAAGAAGGAGGCCGAGUCUCUCAAGUUGAAGGAGAAGCUUUCUUAUCGCAAAGAACUCGACGACAUCGCCCAUGAACUCGAGCAAUCAUUAGAGGAUGAGGAUGAGGAAUCAGCACCUGAAUCGGACCAUGAUGAGGCUGAUGAUGCAGUACAACAAAGCAACAACAAGGAAGCCAAGCGAAAGACAAGAGCACAGCGAAACAAGGAAAAGCGUGUGAGGUUGGAGCAAAUCAUGAACAAGAAGAAGCAGCAUGAAAAGGAGAUCCGCAAGCAAAUUGAUCACUUGAAUCAGAUCGAAGAGGAAGUCAAGCAGCAUCAGGAAAAGUUGAAGGCAAUGGCUGAAAAGCGACAGGAGACCAGAGAAUAUAUCGAGAAGGAAGGCGUAAAGCGAUUAGGCAAGCACUACGUCAAGGAACGAGCCAUUGAUGUUCAAUUACAAGAUGAAUUAAGUGAGUCCUUAAGGCAACUCAAGCCCGAAGGAAAUCUAUUGCAUGAUCGACAACACAGCCUUCAAAAACGCAACAUUAUCGAGCCCCGAGUAGAAGUCAAGCCAUUCAAAAAGUAUACACCAAAGGUAUACGAGAAGCGAUCUUAUAAACAGUUUGAUGCCAAGCAUAGCAAAUAG